CCGCUGUGCCACCGCCUUCUACCUGAGAGGAGCACACCUGGAUCCAACGAGACGGAAGUGUGGUGAAGUCGGAGCAAAUGCUUUUGUCUUUCUAAAAAUUAAACUUUUUUUUUUUGUGUGUGGAAUUAAAGCAGCAAACAGACGAUCCCAAUUAAACCAGGAUGACAUAUCCGUGGAUUUUGAAAUCUUCUUAAAUGGACCACCAAGCGUAAACUUCAGUCCAGCGACUCGUGUACAGCUGGAUCUUCAUCCACAACCAGCCACAGCCAAGUAAGAAGAAUGACGGUUUUUCGAAGAGUUCUCCGAAGACCACUGCACCCACUUAAACUGGCCAUAGUGACCCUAGUGUUUGUCACAUUUCUAUUCUUUAUACAAUGGGAAGUGGGGGCACAAAACCAACAGGAAGAUCCCUGGCUCAAGGACAUGGCAGUGAAGCGCGACAGCAUGCUGGGAAUGGUAAUAGGGGCCGUCAAUAACUUCAAGCAUGCAAUGCCAAAGAUGCAGAUCAAAGCCCCCGUACGGCAGCAGGAUAAACCAGGGGGUGCCUCCUGCCUGCCGGGUCACUAUACUGCUGCUGAGCUCAGGCCGGCUCUGGAGAGGCCACCCCAGAAUCCCCUUUCUCCUGGAGCAGCUGGCAAACCUUUCCACACGGAUUCGCUCAGUCCCGAAGAGCAGAAGGAGAAGGAUAAGGGUGAAGAGAAGCACUGCUUCAACGUUUACGCAAGUGAUCGCAUCUCAUUGAGCCGAGACCUGGGCGCGGAUACAAGACCACCAGAAUGCAUCGAGCAAACCUUCAAGCGGUGCCCCUCCUUGCCGACUACCAGCGUGAUUAUUGUGUUUCACAACGAGGCUUGGAGCACUCUACUGAGGACGGUUUACAGCGUCCUCCAUACUUCCCCUGCAAUUCUCCUCAAGGAGAUCAUCCUGGUGGACGACGCCAGUGUGGAUGAUGUACUGAAGGAUGAGCUGGAUGCGUAUUUAAAGCAGCUGAACAUCGUGCAAGUCGUCCGACAGCGAGAAAGGAAAGGACUCAUAACCGCUCGCCUGCUGGGUGCCUCCUUUGCCACCGGUGACACGCUCACCUUUCUGGAUGCUCAUUGUGAAUGUUUUCAUGGAUGGCUGGAACCUCUCCUGGCAAGGAUUGCUGAGAACUACACUGCUGUAGUGAGUCCCGAUAUAACAACUAUUGAGCUCAACACGUUUGAGUUCAUGAAACCUUCCCCAUAUGGCCAGCACCACAACCGUGGCAACUUUGACUGGAGUCUCUCUUUUGGCUGGGAGACUCUACCAGACCACGAGAAGCAGAGGAGAAAAGAUGAAACAUAUCCCAUAAAGACUCCCACAUUUGCUGGUGGACUCUUUUCAAUCUCUAAAGAAUAUUUUUACCUCAUUGGAAGCUAUGAUGAAGAAAUGGAAAUCUGGGGUGGCGAGAACAUUGAGAUGUCAUUUAGGGUGUGGCAGUGUGGUGGACAGCUGGAGAUCAUCCCUUGCUCCAUUGUCGGUCAUGUUUUCCGGACCAAAAGUCCGCACACGUUCCCUAAGGGCACGCAGGUGAUUGCUCGGAACCAGGUUCGACUGGCUGAGGUCUGGAUGGACGAGUACAAGGAAAUCUUUUACCGUCGGAACCAGCAAGCUGCUCAAAUGGCAAAGGAUAAAAGUUUUGGAGAUAUUUCCAAACGCAUGGACCUCCGGGAGCGGCUGCAGUGCAAAAGCUUCUCAUGGUAUUUGAACAACGUUUAUCCAGAAGUCUUCAUGCCUGAUCUGAGCCCACUCCGUUUUGGCUCGGUAAAAAAUGUGGGCAAAGACACAUGUCUGGAUGCUGGAGAGAACAACGAGGGCGGGAAACCGCUGAUUAUGUACCCAUGUCAUGGACUAGGUGGAAACCAGUACUUUGAGUACUCCACACGUCACGAGAUUAGACACAACAUUCAGAAGGAGUUGUGUUUGCAUGGGGUAGGAGUGGCUGUAAAGCUGGAAGAAUGCCAGUACAAAGGCAGGAAUACGUUUGUAGGAGCCCAACAAAAAUGGGAGCUGAAGGAUAACCAGUUGCUCUACUUGCCAGAUUUGAACAUGUGUCUGAGUGCCCGUCAUGAGGAUCCAUAUUUGGCUCCUUGCAGCCCCUCAGACAGAUAUCAGCACUGGUCCUUCAUCUGAGUGUGCAAACCACUGCUUUGCAAAUGUUUGCUUUGUAUGCAUGAAGCAUUCAAGGACAAGAGUAUCCAAGAAUGUAUGCAGCUUUUUUUUAUUAAAAAGCACAUUGAAUUUUUAUUUAUUUUUUUGUACAUAAAAGGACUUAACUGUGCUGCUGCUGGAAGGUCUGGACUACGGAGAAAUCCAUCAUGUGCCAUGUUACAGGAAUACAUGCAAUUCCUAUAGCAAGGAACCUGCACAAUGGGCAAGUGCCUUUUAUCUUUUAGAUGUCUUCACAACCAAAACAAUAUUAAGGGUUUAAAGCCAGCAUAUAAUUAAGCAAGAAGCUUGUGUGAACUUAAAAAAAAGUGUUUGUUACAAACAACAAAGUGGUGAUAUAAAGAUCAUAGCAAAGAGCUAAACAGUAUGAACAAAAAAAUGUCCCUAACUUUUUAUUUUAGUCUUUAUUAAAUUGGUUGUGGUUGGGUCAUUUUUGAUGAAAACAUUUGAGACUUCAAUAACUGAGGUACACCAACUUUACUUUUAUAAGACCUAUUUUUUAUAAUGUGAAGAGGACAGCUUGAUUUGUUGCCAGUUUGAGAAAGUGUGCGGGUCUUUAAAUAUAAAAUAACAAAAUGUACAUUGACCACAAAUGGAAAUGCUCUUUUGUAAGCACAGGAGCAGCAAAGCAUCAUUAAUGAUUUAGAUGUAUUUUUAAAGUUGCCUAAUUAAUUAAUUAAUGUCAAUUAAUUUGAGGGAUUUUGUGUUUAUGAAAGGAAAACUCAGUUUAACAUAAUGAACUCCAUUUGCUUAGUAAUUAAAUUCCUCAAACGUUCUGUUUGUGUGCAUUUUUGCGGGAGUGAACCUAUGAAUUUCUGGUGCAGGCACUAGUGUUUUGAGGGCUGUGAAUGUUGUGUUGGGGGAUCAGAUUGAAUGUGUUUACUUUUCUGAAAUUGAAAAUGUUUUGUGUUCAGAGUGCCAUAAUGUGAAGAUGUUAUUCUGAUAGCUCAAUAAAUUCUGUUGGAUAAAA
Molecule: messenger RNA, 3160 nt
Organism: Girardinichthys multiradiatus
Lineage: Eukaryota; Metazoa; Chordata; Actinopteri; Cyprinodontiformes; Goodeidae
Gene: galnt3
Product: UDP-N-acetyl-alpha-D-galactosamine:polypeptide N-acetylgalactosaminyltransferase 3 (GalNAc-T3)
Exons: 11
Coding region: 280-2154 (624 amino acids)
Cellular component (GO): Golgi apparatus
Source: RefSeq, a predicted model, not a curated record